AUGAGUGGAGCCCCCAGCCCUCUCAGUCAGGAUGGGAUGAGAUUCAUUGAGUCACAGAGUCUAGAAAGGCAAUGGGGCUCCCCCAACUGUUUUUUGUUAUUAAAAAUUUACAAGUCACUGAGCCAUAAACUUCCCCAACAUUUUGUGUCCACAGAAAAUUUCAUGGUGAUUGGCCCCUCGGAACCCAUCGUGGCAGUGCUGGGUGAUGAUGCCAUUCUGCCCUGCUCCCUGUUCCCAGCCAUAAGUGCAGAGCACAUGGAACUGAGGUGGAGUCGUUCCCAUUUCUUGGAGACCGUGUUCAUCUAUCGGAACCAUCAGGAGCAGAAGGAGGAGCAAAUGCCAGAGUACACAGGGCGGACCUUGCUGGUGAGGGACUUCCUCACCCAGGGGCAGGCUGCCCUGCGCAUCCACAAUGUCCAGGUUUCAGACAACGGGAUGUACUCCUGCUUCUUCAAAGAGGGAAGCUACUAUGAAGGGGCCAACUUAGAACUGAAGGUGGCAGGCCUGGGCUCUGCCCCUCAAGUGCACAUUGAAGGGCCGGAGCAGGACGGGGUCCGCGUGCUGUGCAAGGCCUCGGGCUGGUUCCCGAAGCCCCAGGUGCAGUGGACAGACCUCAGCGGGAAGAAGUUCCUGGAGUUCUCUGAGGCCCAUGCCCAGGACGCAGCAGGGCUGUUCAGCGUGGAGGCGGCUCUGGUGGUGAGAGACAGCUCUGCAGGGAGUGUGAGCUGCUCUGUCCUCAAUCCCAUCCUGGGCCAGGAGAAGGCGAUGGCCGUGUCCAUCCCAGAGCCCUUCUUCCCACAGGCCUCUCCCUGGAAGGCAGCUUUUGCAGGGAGCCUGACGGUGCUGGGGCUCCUGCUCUUUGGGGCUGGCUGCUUCACCAGGAGAGAGCACUCUGCAAAGCUGCAGGAGAGCCAGAAACAGGAGAAGCUGGGCUGGGAUAAGGAGGAGGACCAGCGGGCAGAGGAGGAGACACUGAAGGCCAGAGAUGAGCUCCAGGCAGAACUUGGUAGGAGGAAGGCAGCUUACCUGGCUGCCUGGAGGAAGGCGCAGCUGUAUGCUGACUGGCGGAAGGAACAGUUCCAGGCCUGGUCUGUCACUCUGAAUCCAGAUUCGGCCCAUCGUAGUCUUUUAGUCUCUCCUGAAAAGACAAGUGUGACCUGGAAGUACACUGGUGCGGGAUUGGGUGGCACCUGCAGUGUGUUGAGCCGUGAGGGCAUCACAUCAGGAAGAUACUACUGGGAAGUGGAGAUCAAGAGCACAAAGUUCAGCAAGUGGGCUCUGGGGGUCUGUAGGGAGCAUGUUACAAGGAGAGGCAGGUACAUAGAGUCCCCAGAUGAGGGGUUUUGGGUUGUGGGUUGCUUUCACAAUAGCUACCUUGCCUGGACUAAGCCUCAGCAGCUUCUGUUCCUUAGGCAGGAUCCCUUCAGGGUGGGGAUAUUCCUGGACUAUGAUGAGGGGGACGUCUCCUUCUAUAACAUGUCUAAUGGCUCCCACAUUUUCUCCUUCCCUCAAACUUCGUUCUCUGGAACCCUCUUUCCAUACUUCAUGCUCUGGGUAAACGUGUCCCUGAGUAUCUGCCCCACAGAGGGGGGCUCUGAGGGGCUCCCUGUGCCUCUUAGCAAGUCUCCUUCUUUGGAGGAGGCUGGGAGGCCCCCAGGGGAGGGGCUCAGCUCAGGCUCUGGAGUGGAUGGAGCUCCCCCAGGGGCUGAGUCUCCAUUGCUGCCCUGAACCCCAUAGGGGCCCUCACUGCCCCUGACUCCUCAGUGAGACUCUUGAUGGGGCUGCAGGCUCCUGGGACAAAGCCUCUGGGUCAAGUCCUGAUGGACCAAGAGCUUUCUCGUCUCAUGAUUAUGAGAACUGCUGGUUCAUGCCUGUGUUCAAACAGCAGAAGAUGCAAGUUCACAGCUGUUUGAACUGGUUUAGGACAGGCUGAAUUUUACUAUGGGAAUAUAAAAUGUUUUUAUAUUUUUUAUCUUCAAAUAUUUUUAUGGAUUUUCAAUUAUCUUUGGAUAUGAAUUGGACUGAAGUCUGAAAUACUGUGCCCAAGAAAGCAGAGUUCAAUUAUCUAACUUGAAUCAGAGCAGAGGGCCUAGAGGCUGAGAGAGUCUGCAGCUCUGUUCUGGGAGGGUUUGUUCUAUUUGACUACAGAUGUUGGCCAUCUGAACAGUUCCAUGCAAAUGAGUGACUGAUGGAUUUUUAGGGGAAAGGUAUUUAAUGGUCUACUUUAUUUACUUCCAUACUGGGACAGAGGACACACACAUGAUUUUCCACACUGCAGUAAUUUUCUGUUCCAGUGAACAAACUGCUGUCAAUUCAGGGAAUCUAAGGGGAGGGCUUGGAUCCCCUUCUGUGUCAACACUGUAGCUGUGGGAAGAAGAGAGCUGCUAGCAGGGUAGCAGUGGAUGCCUGAGCAAGAUGAAGACGAAGACGAGAAUUUCCUGAUGCAAGUUCAACUGCAGACAGCUUUGACCGUGAGCCUGGUUCUAGUUACUCGAUGCAUUGCCUCUUUAGGAUCCAAGUCCAGUUGUCACAGUGAGUGGAAAACCACAGCAAACAAAAUGAAGCAGGACUGCUGAGGACUCAUAUUCUUCCAGCAAGGAGACGUUCAUUCUUCCAGAUAAAACACUUUAACCAGGAAGGGAACGUGGAACAGGGGUCCUGAUACCACUUGAGACCCCGGGUCCCAUGUUGGAAUGCCUGGCUGGGUUCCCGUCCUGGUUCUAUUUCUGAUUCUCACUUCCUGCUAAUGCACACUCUGGGAGGAUUCAGUGAUGGCUUAAAUAGUUGGAUUCCUGCCACCCAUGUGGGAAACCUGGAUUGAGUUCCUGUCCCUGUCUUCAGCCUUGUCUAGCAACUGUUGUUGUUUGCACUUGGAGAGUGAAUCAGUGUCUGGAAAUUCUCUGUCUUCAUUUCAAAUAAAAUGAAAAUAAAGAAAAAAUAAAACUAACUUGCUAUCAAUUCUGAUGAGGGUGAGAGACAUGAAAUGAAAAGUGGAAGAAGGAAGUCGGGGAUAGCACCUCUGGCCUUGUAACCAGUUAUACCAGUAAGGAAGACAGUAGCUGCUAUGGUUUUAAUAUUUGU
Oryctolagus cuniculus (rabbit) is the source of this 3081-nucleotide messenger RNA. Lineage: Eukaryota; Metazoa; Chordata; Mammalia; Lagomorpha; Leporidae. The record is from RefSeq and is a predicted model, not a curated record.